UUUCGCAUACAGCCUAUCUAGACUUUGACGAAGAGAUCACCGGUCGCUGGCACCUUACCAACUCGCAUUCCACACGGACCGACUGCUACAUCGAUGGAUCUCCUCAGAUCGCGAUGUCGUCGACAACUGUACCUGUGUUCGCCGUAGAGUACGAGUCGACACGCAUUGUCGGAGUUUAAUGAGGGUUCCACAAACUGCACUUGUCCAUCAAGUAGGCGACAUCCCGCUAAGAUGGAUUGGAUCCGACGUAACGCUCUUGAGGAGUAUCUGAUUCUGAUAUAUUGUUACGUGUUGCGGCGAUCGUGCCAACUGUGGCGUAAAGGCAGAGAUCAGACACCUUCAAUAUUCUCCCUCCCGCGGGCCGCGGCCACUCGUUCACUCGUUUUCCCGCCAGCCACUCGCGGUUAUAUGGAAACUACUACACCGGCACGCGCGCUACAUCUCAAUAAGCUCCGGCCUUGGAAGGAGAUCGGGGCCACCAUCUGUGUUGGGCUGUGCCAACAGCCUUACCCUUCGUCAAUCAACCGCGAGAACUCCACGCUUGACGCAUUCAUACUCCGACGCUCCCGGGCGGACAGAAGAUGUGCUCGAGUUCCCACAAGCACGCUCUACUUCCGAGUCAUCAACGCGUUUCAGCGGAGCCGGGGUGUCAGCAAAAGGUCAUAUUCUCCGUCACCCAGUAGCAGUACGAGUAAUAUCGUUCGGAACAUUCGCCAAGUCACGUCGACAUCUCCGCUGCUACGCGCUGGUCCCAUUACAAGGACGAGUUCAAAUGUCUCUGAGCUAUUUCGAAGCCGCUUUCGGUUGAUUGUUGGACAUCACGCUUUCCUGUACUGCGAAGAAGCGCUUCAGUGCGGACGAACUCCGGCAGGUUGGCGGCGCUGGACGUGUGGCGAAGUCACUGUGCCAUUGUGGCUUAUCAUCAUGAUCAUGCCGCGGUACAGCCUCCUUCUUCGCAGAACCGUCUUACAAUACGGCAUAUGAGCCAAUUUCGAGCUGG
Messenger RNA from Tricharina praecox, 1000 nucleotides. RefSeq lists its product as uncharacterized. The record is from RefSeq and is a predicted model, not a curated record. The transcript is spliced from 3 exons. The coding region runs from base 232 to 984 and encodes 250 amino acids. NCBI's taxonomy places the organism in Eukaryota, Fungi, Ascomycota, Pezizomycetes, Pezizales, Pyronemataceae.